UCUGCUCUACCUGAGCACUCAAAGGACUUUAUACAAUAUGUUUAUUCACACAUAAAGUACUUCCUGUCUAACACUCACACUCCAAUGAACACAUUGGAAAUAACUCAGGGUUCAGUAUCUUGCCCAAGGAUGCUUUCGGCAUGCAAACUGGAACAGCCAGCAAUUCAACCACCAACCUGCUGUUUACCCUAUGAGCCAGUCAUAACAAGAACUAAAAACCGCAUUAAUUUCUUUUGCACACAGAGUCCCCUGUACACCCACAGACCAAAAUGUGAAUAUUUCAGUUUAUUAAAAUGUAAAGUAAACAUCAAAUAAUGAGGUUAAGCUUUUCUCUGUGCCUUUUUAUUUUCACUGGAGAGAAUGGGCAUUUCGGUUUAAGGAUUUUCAAUGUAAAUAUUAUUAAAAAGGUCUGAUGAGACAGUAGAUUAAAUUCUAACAACUCUGAGAUCUGGUCCCGCUUGAUUCCUAGAAGCCUACCAACUGGAACAGUAUGCUUGUGAAAGAAAGUCUUUGUUGUGGGUGAAACAAUACUACAAGCUUUUUAUAUUUGAAAAAAAAAAAACUUUUGUGGUUAAUGAUAUGCAGGUUUUCAGUUGUCUACUUUUUUUCAAAGGCUAUUGUUCAGUGAUGGGCAAUUAAUUUUCCCAUGGGACCACAUGAGAAACUGGGACUGUUGUGGAGGGUCUCACCAAUAAGUGUAUAAAGAGAUUACAUUAAUAUUGAGCAGAAUUGAGUUCAGUUUAAUCCCCUGCUAUAGCCAUUAGUAGGAAAGAAAACAGCAUCAAGUACUAACCUGCAGGGUUCAUUUAAAUACCUUUAAGCUGUCAGGCAGGUUAUAAAAGCCUAUUUUUAAUUUGCUUCUUAGCAAAGACUGAAAAUCUCACUAGAAAACAUCCCUGGAAUGUGACCUCUCACACUCAGAAAAAUCGAAACCACAAAACAGUGCUGCCCCUCUUAUCACCCAGCCUAUCCGCUUGCUCAAUGAGCCUGUGUAGCAUCAUCCAGGUGCGGCACUUCAAAACUAACAGGGGAGGGGGGCGGGAUCUGAAACUGCAGGGGGUGGGGGCUCUGGUGGAGGUAUUUCUGCCAUCUUAUUUGCGUGUCACAGAGACCCGGAGGAGGACCGGCACUGAUCUGCUCUGACACAAACAGGUUGAACAUCUGAGAAAACAUCAGCAGCAUGUCAAAAGAUAUUAACAGAAGCCAGGUGCUUCAAAACAUCAGGGUGCGGUCUACAUUAAAAAAGGACGGCAGCUGGAUCCAAAGAUCAAAUGAUGCCAAGAAAGAACAAGACACAGCGGGAACGAACACAGAUGUGGAAACUAAACCUAUUCCAGCUAGGAGUUCACAAGUCCGGUUGGCAGCCAGGAGAUUUGAAGCAAUAGAUCCUCCACCAAGUUCUCCUCUUCAAAAGGCAGAGGUCAUUUCAUCUGAAGGGAAUUCAGCUAAUCAGGCAAGUGCUGAAAAUAUUUCAGCUCCGAAAGACACUCGGCCUGAAGGCUCAACAGUGAAGAUAGAGCCUCAACCCCCCACAAAAGCACCUAUUCAAAAUAUUAAUGCACAGCCAGAAAAGACAUUUACUGAAGCAACUGCAGAAAACACGGAACAACAUGCUGAUGCACCAGCUGACAACUGUCACAAUGAGGAUAAGGCCUCCGCAGAUGCUGAUGUGAAAAAUCCCCCUGCAGAAAUCUCUGCUGCGGAAGGCACAGUGAGAGAGAGUAGUGAGAGUAAAAGCACCGCUGGAGUCUCUGGAGAAUCUGUAAUCAAAACAGAACCGCCGAAUACAACUAAUUUAGAGCACGCAGGAGUAAACAUGUAUGGACCACCUGCUUUGGCAACAUCGGGAAAAGAAGCUUCUCUCCAAGGCGGUGUGGAAACACCCGCUGUAAGUGAUGCAACACCAGAAGAAGAAACUGCUCUACAACACAGCACCAUAUCAGUCACCGACACUCUGCCUGCACCAUCUAGUCAAUCCGAUGCUGACACUGCCAAGGGUGUGGAGUUUAAAGUCGAGUGUGCACCACCCUCUGAGCCGGUUUUUAAAAGCGGAACUGAAGAGGCGGUUGAGCGCGAAGAUGAAGGCACUGUUGUUGAACAAAGUUUUGAUCCAACACCUAAGACAGCAGCAGACUGUGACAAAGAGUUGAACAUUGAAGAUGCCCUUGACCAAGUAGCUGCUUCAGAUGCAGAAGGUGUUUUGGAUAACACAGAGCACGCAGCUAUUAGACUGACUGAUGCUUCAGAUGUGGAGACAGCCAAGGCUGAAGCUGUUCCUAAACCUGUGGAAGAUCCAAGACAACCCCACUCUGAGGACUUCAAACCAAACCAAAAGUGUGAUGAUAGCCAUAUUUCUGAUGUGUCUCAAAAGCCUGCAGAGGACGUAAACUCAACAAAAACUCUGAAUAAGCCCAUUCAUGGCAAAUCUCCUUGUUACUUCUGCAACCAAAUCAUUAAUGGAAAUGUCAAGAUCAUGUUCAGUGAGCCCUCGAUAAACUGCCACCCAGACUGUUUAAAGUGCGGGGUUUGUGCUAGGGCCCUUGGAGAUAUGCUGACCCCCAUGUUUUUGAAGGACCAAGUGAUCCAGUGUGGAGUGUGUUUUUCAAAAGCGGUUAAGAAAUGAUGCCUAUCUGGGACAAAUAUGUUUCCAGAAAAUAGUCCAAGCAUACCUUGAUGAAUGUGCUGUCCAUUAUUUCCCAUAACUUCCCUAUCGACUUCUUCUUUCUUUCUUUUUCUGUCACAACUGUAUCCAGUAAAAGGGCAAUAUAUUGUUAUGAUUAAUGAUUCUGC
Maylandia zebra (zebra mbuna) is the source of this 2790-nucleotide messenger RNA. RefSeq lists its product as uncharacterized. Lineage: Eukaryota; Metazoa; Chordata; Actinopteri; Cichliformes; Cichlidae. The record is from RefSeq and is a predicted model, not a curated record.